AUGCAAAUUUGGAGAGGUGAUUUUCACAAUGUUUUUAAACCCCACACUAGUUUCCCCCCCCCCCCCCCGCAUAUCUCUGUCCUAGGUGCUGCAAGGUUUUUCAGAACAGGUAAAAGCAAAAUCUCUUGUAUCAAUGGUGAGGGAACGGGGGCAGGGCAAAGCAUUGCCCCCCCCACCUCUCUCUCUGUUGCUACUGGAGGUGCAGCCCUGCACCGCCCCUGGAGACAGGUGGGGCACAAUGCUGCAGGAGCAAGAGAGAACAUGAAGUUGUGUUGGCUAUUUCUGAUAUACCUGUUAUGGCUGAGGGGCCAUCAGUGUGCACCUAUAAAGGAGGAGGAAAUCAAUCCAUGGGAACACCUGAAAAUUUUAUCUGAAGUUGGUGAGAAAUAUGUAGAUGAAGAGGUAAAGAAAGCUCUGGUAGGCAUUAAGCAGAUGAAAGUUAUGAUGGAAAGAAAUGAAGAUAAACACACACAUCUGAUGAAAACCUUGAAGAAGAGCAGUGGAGAAAAUCAGGAAGCUCUGCAGCUUAUGGACGAAGUAAAAGAACAAUUAGAGGAAGAAAAAAGACAAUGUCAGGUGUCUAUGAGAAAUCUCUGGGAUGAAUGUAAAACUUGUUUAGAAAGUAACUGCAUGAGAUUUUAUACAACCUGCCAGCAUGGUUUGUCAACAUUUACAAGUAAGGUUGAAGAUUUUUUCAGGAAAAUGUCUCCGUUGACUUUUACUUUUCAUGAGGAUCAAGGAAAAGAUCUCCAGUUAAAUGAAAAGCCCGAGAAAGAAGAUGUCCAGUUAGUACAAAUGGAAGAUUUAUUUAGCCAGCUGUUAUCGGAUAUGAGCACAAUAUUUGAUAAAAGCUUUGCUUUUUUCAAACAGAUGCAAAAAGAAUUUGAUCAAUCUUUUCAAAUAUAUUUCAUGUCUGAUCUGGACUUAACUGAGCCUUACUAUCUGCCUGCUUUCUCUGAGGAGCCUAUAAGAAACAGUGGUUUUCAGAAAGAUGGGGGUAUGCCAGGCUUCCUUCAGACAUUUUUUGACUUCAGCAAGACUCUGUUUGAAGGUAUCAGCGAGGUGAUUACUGAAGCAUUUGAUGAAUACACAGACAGUACAAGAGAUUUGACAGAACAAGCCAAAGAUUCUGACAAAAGUGGCAUAUUUUCAAAGAUCAUACCGGGACACAAGAGUGCUCUGUGUAAGGAGCUCCGUCAGAAUUCAUCAAGAUGCCCACAGUUUCAUGAGAGAUGCCAGAAAUGUCAGGACAACCUGAUGAGAGACUGUCCAAACGUCCCUGAACUACACAUAAAGUUUGAUGAAGCCGUUAAGCUGGUUAAUGUCUCGGGUGAACAGUAUGAGCAGAUCCUCCAGGUGAUUCAGCGUCACACAGAAGACACUUCCAACUUGUUGAGCAAAAUGAAAGAAAGGUUCGGGUGGGUGUCAGAACUAUCCAACAUGACCAUCGGACCAGAAAACAUUUUCAAUAUAGUAAAGGUGUCAACAAGUGUCCAAGGAACAGAUUCUUCCAGUCUGAAUGAAACAGUGGUGCAUGUGAAUAUUCUGACUUCACCUACUUUCACAAUUAAAGUUCCUCAUGAUUUAGUUAUAGGGAGCUCUGAAUUCAUUGAAUUUGUAGCUGGGAAAGCUUUGCAACUUUACAAGCAGAUUUUUUAA
This is a messenger RNA of Gopherus flavomarginatus (Mexican gopher tortoise), 1659 nucleotides long. RefSeq names its product clusterin like 1 (gene CLUL1). The record is from RefSeq and is a predicted model, not a curated record. Lineage: Eukaryota; Metazoa; Chordata; Testudines; Testudinidae.